AUGGCUGAAGCUCAGUUGGAAGAUUUCCCUUCGCUUUUCUCCCUGAAGGGCAAGGUCGCCGUUAUCACCGGUGGCUCUCGCGGUCUGGGUCUGCACGCGGCUUCUGCGUUCCUCCAAGCAGGCGCAUCAAAGGUCUUCAUCUCAUCCCGUAAGGCCGCUGCCUGUGAAGAAGCAUGUAAAGCUCUCAAUGCUCUCCCCAACCUGGCUCCCGGUGCUGUUGCCAUCUCAGUUCCCGCGGACUCAUCCAAGUUCGAGGGCGUAGAGAGUCUUCUCGCGCAGGUCAAGAAGCACACUGACCGCGUCGAUAUUCUCUUCGCUAAUGCUGGAGCUACAUGGGGCGAGCAGUUUGACACGCAUCCUGACUCUGCUUUUGCCAAGGUCAUGGACCUCAAUGUCAAGGCUGUUUUCAACACAAUCCGGCUUUUCACACCACUCCUCGAGAAGAGCGCUUCUCUUCAGGAUCCUAGCCGUGUGAUUAUCACUGCCAGUGUUGCGGGACUCGGUGUCGGCACAAUUGGAAAGCAGGGCACAUAUGGUUACUCCGCCAGCAAGGCUGCUGUGCUGCAUCUGGGACGCAACAUCGCCAUGGAGCUGGGACCUAGGCACAUCACCGUCAACUCUAUCUGCCCCGGCUUCUUCCCUAGCAAGAUGUCCAAUGGUCUGCUGGAAAUGUCUGGUGGUGCUGAGGAGAUCGCAAACAGUAACCCCAUGCGCCGACUGGGCAAGCCUGAGGAUAUUGCUGGUGUGGUUGUUUACCUCGCUAGUCGGGCAGGAUCUCAUGUUAAUGGUGAGACAAUUGCUAUUGAUGGUGGUGCCCUGUGGCAGCGAGGCGAGCUCAUGGUCGAAUCCAAGUCAAAGUUAUAG
Fusarium mangiferae is the source of this 864-nucleotide messenger RNA. Its product is annotated as putative NADPH-dependent beta-ketoacyl reductase (rhlG). The record is from RefSeq and is a predicted model, not a curated record. The transcript has 2 exons. NCBI's taxonomy places the organism in Eukaryota, Fungi, Ascomycota, Sordariomycetes, Hypocreales, Nectriaceae. The coding region runs from base 1 to 864 and encodes 287 amino acids. Gene Ontology annotation, molecular function: oxidoreductase activity.